Molecule: messenger RNA, 3895 nt
Organism: Calypte anna (Anna's hummingbird)
Lineage: Eukaryota; Metazoa; Chordata; Aves; Apodiformes; Trochilidae
Gene: C7
Product: complement C7
Exons: 18
Coding region: 205-2709 (834 amino acids)
Biological process (GO): immune response
Cellular component (GO): membrane attack complex
Molecular function (GO): protein binding
Source: RefSeq, a predicted model, not a curated record
CAAAGCAGGCUGUGUCCCUGGAGAGGACUAGAUGGGUUAAAAGUUUUUGGCAAUAUUCAGCCUUUUUAGGGAAAGAAAAGCAGUAUACUAAGGCAGAGUGAGAAGAGACAACAGCAGACAGACUGACUGACUCCUUUGGCUGCUGAACUGAUUGGAAGUACAUUUUCUGUGGUAAUUUCUGGAUAUCUGCAUACUUCAUCUAACAUGAAGGUGCUGAUGAUUUUUCUGCUGCUGGAAGUUUCAAAUUUAUUUUCCAUUUUUUCCAGCACUUCCCCUCCAGCCCAUUGUCAAUGGAAUUCUUUUGGCCCUUGGUCUGAGUGUGAUGGCUGUACUCAAAAACAGAUUCGAAGACGGACAGUAGCCAUUUAUGGACAGUAUGGGGGAAACCCCUGCUCUGGGGAUGCCUUUGAAACAAGGCCAUGCACCCCUACAAGGGGAUGCCCAACAGAGGAUGGCUGUGGUGAUCGGUUCAGGUGUUUCUCAGGUCGAUGUAUUAGCAGAUAUCUUGUGUGCAAUGGAGAUCAGGAUUGUGAGGAAGAUGGUGCAGAUGAAGAUCGAUGUGAGGAGAAGAUGACUGUAUGCGAUACUGAUAAAACUCCUCCAAACUCAGAACUUACAGGAACAGGCUUUGAUGCCACUACUGGUGAGACCAGGGGAAGAGUCAUUCAUACAAAAAGUUUUGGAGGACAAUGCAGAAAGGUCUUUAGUGGUGAUGGGAGAGAAUACUACAGGUUAAGUGAAAGUAUUCUUGCUUAUACUUUCCAGGUUCACGUUCAGAAUGAUUUCAGUUAUGAGUUUUUCAACAGUAGCUGGUCUUAUAUGAAACACAUGGAGAGGUCUGAAAAGUCAAACAGUGGACACCAUUAUUCACAGAACAAAAUUCAGCAACACAGUCAAAAGAGUAAGCAGCUAAUGGUAGUGGAGAACAGCGUGGAGGUUGCGCAGUUUAUUAACAACCAGCCUGACUUUCUCACUCUUGCGGAGCCCUUCUGGAAGGAACUGGCCAACCUUCCAGUUGUCUACGAGUACAACGUCUACCGAAGACUUAUUGAACUAUUUGGGACUCAUUUCUUAAGUUCUGGAUCUCUAGGAGGACAUUACAAAGUUAUUUUUUAUAUGGAUACUGACAAAAUGAAAGCUGAAGGUGUGAGCCUAACAGACAUGUAUGAAUGCACCACAUCAGGCUGGAAUGCUUUGAUUGUGAAAAAGAAGACAGUAAAGUGCUCCAAACUGGAUGAACUUCUACAGACUUCCUCAGGAAGCAGUGGUAAUAAGAUCAAAGGAGAACCAUACAUAGAAGGAGGAAGCCCCAGUGCUGUUGCUGGCCUUAGUUAUUUAGAGCUGAAUAAUCCUGCAGGGAACAGUCAGAAAUACUCCUUUUGGGCCAGAUCAGUGACAGACUAUCCCAGAGUAAUUAAGCAGAAGCUAACACCAUUAUAUGAGCUGGUGAAAGAAGUACCCUGCUCCACAGUCAAAAAGCAUUUCCUAAAACAAGCCAUUGAAGAAUAUAUGGCUGAAAAUGAUCCCUGCAAAUGUCAGCCUUGCCAGAAUGGUGGUGAGGCAGCCGUGGAAGGAACUCGGUGUGUAUGCUACUGCAAGCCUUACACAUUUGGAGCAGCUUGUGAGCUGGGAACUCUUGUACAGGAUCAGACAGGUGGUAUUGAUGGACAGUGGAGCUGCUGGUCUUCCUGGAGUCCUUGUUCAGAAGGAAGGAAAUCAAGGAGUCGAGCCUGCAACAACCCCUCCCCACGUGGUGGUGGGAAAGCCUGCAUAGGAGAGCAGCAUGAAAGCAGACCAUGUGAAGAUGAAGAGUUGCAGCAUUUUCGUUUGAUUGAACCACACUGCUUUGAUUUAUCCUUAACCCCUAAAGAAUUCUGUUUACCUCCUCCUUUCUUGGAAAAUGGAUUUGUUCAAAAUGCUGAAAACUCAUACCCUGUUGGGAAAAGCAUUGUUUAUGCUUGCAGACAUGGAUAUGCUCUUGUUGGUGAUCCUGUUGCUAAGUGUGGAAGUAAUCUACAGUGGCAAGUUGGAGACAGACAUUGCCAGGAAACUGCCUGUCUCCUGCCCAUCCUGGAGGGGGGUUUGCAAGGAGAGCCAUGGAAACCUGUGUAUGAGAUUGGUGAGAGAAUAACUCUGUCCUGUCCACAUGGUAUGCACUUAGAAGGGGCACAGUCCAUUUUAUGUGAGCCCAGUCUCAAGUGGUCUCCUGACAUGAAAGCUAUCCAGUGCAAGAGACCAGUACCCAGUGUGAAACCAGAAGUGACAGAGCCUAAAUGUCAGCCAUGGGAGAAAGUGCAUCAGUCACAAUGUGUGUGCAAAAUGCCCUAUGAGUGUGGUCCUUCCCUGGACACCUGUGCUACAGAUCAAAGAACCAAGAGAAACACAUCUUUAACUGUUUGCAAGAUGCAUGCCUUGGAGUGCAUGGGCAGAAAAUAUUCUCUUACUAAUGCAGAAAACUGCAAAAUAUCCCAGCGGUCUGAAAUAUCAUGUGGAUCAUGCCGUUCCUGGGAAAAAUGUGAUGUGCAAUCCAACAUCUGUGUUUGUGAUGAAGACAGGCUGUGCGAUGAGGGAGGCAUCCAGAUCUGUGCAGAAGUGAGCGGCUCUGCUGCCCAUCGGACCAUGACUGAGUGUGAGGUUGGGAAGCUCAAAUGCCAGGGAGAAACUGUCACCCUUGUCGGCAUAAGGCCCUGUGACAUGCCAAGCAAAUAAGAUAUGUUACAGUUCAUUUACUCAUUGCCAUGGGAUAUGUCAAAAUGUGUCAUCUCCUGGGUAGGACGUUUUUCAAACCUUACCUCAUCAAAUGUAAUCUUGGCCUUGAAGCUCACUGCAGCUGAUCACAGUGUGUGUAUCAGUUCUGGCUGGCUUUCAGUGAGGGCCUGAGGCUUUCUGUAAGGCAGAGCAGCACUCACUGCUAUUACUCAUGGCAGGGCUCUUGCUUAGACCCCAGACUUAGCUCUGGCAACUUUACUACACAUUUCCAUCAGAAUUUUAAAAUAUUGCUGAAGUUCAAUUGCCAAAUAGCAUUUAUAAUGAUUGAAUACCACAUCUAACACCAUAAAUACAUUUUUCAUUAACAUAUGCAUGCACUGAGUAUAUUUACAUUGGAAAAAAAAAAGCUUUCCAGAGUAAGAAGUGUGAUUCUUCUCUUUUAAUAAAGUAGCUCCUUCCUACUGUGCCUUAUUCAGUUGAACAAAUGGUAUACAUAGCACUGAACCUGUCAUUGAGCCUGAGGCUCUUAAAGGUCAAAACAAUGUGCAUUAAUAGUAAAGCCAGCUAUUAAUGAGAGGCCUUCUAUUCUCACAGCUCCCUGUACACAGAACCACUUCAUGAAAAAAUCACUAUUUCACAUUGUCAUAACUUGAUAUCAUUAUGAGCUACAUUUGUAAGUACAUCUAACUCAGUUGCAUGUGUCACAUGAAUUUAUGUUUGUGCCAAGACUAGUAUGCUUCCAAGCCAUUGCACAAGGAGGUCUUCCACCACAACAAAACUUUCUCAAAAGCAUCGAUUAGGGAAAGUGUAUCUUCACAGAAUAUGGAAUAUGGAGACAGAAAUGGAGACACUCCACAUGCAGGACCCUCUGGAGACAAUCUCCUGGACAAUCUCCUAAGACUGUUCCUAAAUAAAAGAAGCCUCUUACACUUUUUCUUUACACAGCUAAGCAUGCGGUUAUGUAUAGACAGACAGUGAGAUUUUUGCUUAGAUAUGGCUUACAUUGCAAGCCUGUUCAGGUACCUGUCCAGACAGUCUGAUCCAUUCUGACUGUUCUCAAAUGAAAACAAGGACAAAGGGCUAAAUGGGAAGUAGAUCAUCAAGUGCAGAACUAUCAGCAGGAAGCCUGUAUGCUCUUUAAAAAACAGUUUUUAUUUCUUACUAUCAAUAAAUACCUACUAAAAAA